AUGAAUUAAACAGGAGAUUUACAAGUUUUAAAUCACUAAUUGAACAUCUAAAAUGGCAAGUUAUCUCUUUAAGUAGAAGUCUUAUCAUAAUAAAUCUAACUACUUUAAAAAUAAAUACUAUAAUUAUAAGCAAAAGUAGCAGAUUACUAAAACUUAAAGGAAGAAAAUAUCACACUAAAAAAGGAUAUUAUGAAUUUAUAAGAAUAAAUUUAAGUCCAAGAAUCAGAGUAAUAACUAGUUCAAGAAAGUUAAUUCAAUCAACAUCUUGAAGAAAUGUAAACAAGACAUAAAAAACAAAUAUAAGACUUAAAAACUUUAUAUGAGGAUAAAAUUAUAUUAUUAUAGAAAGAGAGGUCCUCUAUGUAAGAUUAAGCUAUUUAAAUGGGAGUAUCAAAUUAAGCUUCAAAAACUUUAGAAUUGUAGGCUGCUAAAAUAUUAUAAAUAAGUCAUAAGUUAGAGUAUUUAUUUUUAAUUAAUUCAGAAAAACGUUGUCUGAUCUUCCAUCUCAGAGUCCUAGUCAUGGACAUAUUGGAAUAUCUAAAGAAACAUAUAAUUAAAUGCUGGACCAAUUAAAAAGCAAGUCUUCUAAAAAUAUUAUCUUAGAAAAAAUACCAGAUUAACAAAAUUUGUAAAUUUAUUAAAUAUGAUUUAGUUCUCAACGAUACAAAAAGACUUCCGUCAUCAAUAUUAAAAAAGAGCCCACUUUUAGUGUUAAAAAAAUAUUACAUUACAAUAAACCUCAAGAUUCAACUAGAACUUAAAAUUCUGCAAUUGCUCUCACUAUAAGUACAUUAACCAAGAAAUCUUGA
This is a messenger RNA of Paramecium pentaurelia, 809 nucleotides long. Lineage: Eukaryota; Ciliophora; Oligohymenophorea; Peniculida; Parameciidae. The record is from the annotation of a GenBank genome assembly.